AAAACGGCCUUACAGUAAGCUGAGAACUAGAGUAUAAGAUGGACCGGUAGGUUCCUCUUCCCUCCAAUGUCUGCGAUUUCGAAAACAAUAAGCACGCGCCUAAUAUCCUUCCCAGAGGAAUCCAGGGCGAUAUCCGGGGAGACUUUAGCGGAAACUCCGGGGAUCACAAUGUUUUCGGCAGUAAUAAUAACACGGGGAACAUUGCCGGUAAUCACGGAACAAUUUACCAAAGAUGUGUGUUUGGAGCUGGGGGAAGAGGUAUUGUCAGAUUUCCAGGGAGAUUUCGGGCAAUGUUCUAAUGCGCUAUUAGUAGUAGAACAAGCAUCCAGGCCUUAUCGCGUAAUUCCCUAUUGCAAAAAUACCAAUUUCACUGGCCGUGAGGAUCUCAUUGAAUCGCUGAGGAGAUAUUCUGAGCGUAAAGGGCACAACCGGAUCGCGCUUCAUGGAUUGGGCGGUUCUGGGUAUGUAUACAUGAUCGCCAUUUUAGGAGUCUACUAACCUCGUUUAGAAAGACCCAGAUUGCCCUCGAAUACCUCUAUCGGCGCGCAAGCGAGAGCGAAUGUGAUAUUUUCUGGGUGCGCGGGAGUGGGCUGCCAAAGUUUAGCGAGGACCUUAGAGCGAUAGCACAACAUGUUCAGAUUCCACCACCCAGCGCCGAGCCAGACGAAGAGAGUCUCCUGUUAAAUAUCAAGAGGUGGUUUGAAGGACAAGCCAGGGGCGAUUGGGUGUUGGUUAUUGACAAUGCCGACAAUGAGGAGGACUUUAAGGGCAACCGCGGUCGCAUUUCCAGAUUUGUACCACAAGGGUCUCGGGGUACCUUGAUACUCACCACUAGAUCAACCCAGGUUGCAUCACGAGAGCGUUGUGAAAUGAUUGAGGUCCGAAAAAUGGCGGAGAAUGAUGCCCAAGAAUUGUUUUUGAAACUCUUGGGUAACGUGAACUGCUCGAGAGAUGGAGAAAAAGAGGCGAUCACAAUGAUCCUGCAAUCUAUACAUCACAUCCCACUGGCUAUCAUAGGCGCAGCAGCCUUCAUGACAGAAACCCAGACUCCUCCUUCUACUUACUGGUCUAUUUUUCUCGGAAGCGACGAGCACGCCAAGAGGCUUCUUUCACGGCCGUUUUUCGAUAUCCAACGAGAGACCGACAUUACUGAGAGCACCCUCACUACGUAUUUCAUCACCUUUGACCGGAUUGCAAGGGGGAUGCCGCUAGCGGCGGAUCUUUUGCGUUUAAUCGCCUUCUUCGAUCGUCAGAACAUACCCGAAGAGCUAUUGCGCCAAAGCGGCUUGGAAGGGAUAGACGAUCAAAUCCAGUUUCGUGAGGCAAUUGGAAAACUAUUAGGAUUUUCGCUAGUUACGGCCAUCGCACAUGAGGACACGACAUUUUACGAGCUACAUCGAUUGGUGCAACUGUCUUUGCAAGUGUAUUUACCAACAGGAGAGUUGAGUCGAUGGAGGGGCAACGCACUGAAAGUGGUUUCAAGGGUUUUCCCUCGGCAUUGGACCACGUGGAAGGAUGUUAGUUCUGCAUACAUUCCUCAUGUACUUGUAGUAACCAACAAUUCAACGGAUCCCAUUGCCGAAGAGCUUUGUUUUCGCUUGGGACAGUACUUUCAAGAUGUGGGUUCAUACAAU
Messenger RNA from Tuber aestivum (summer truffle), 1634 nucleotides. Lineage: Eukaryota; Fungi; Ascomycota; Pezizomycetes; Pezizales; Tuberaceae. The record is from the annotation of a GenBank genome assembly.